AACACUUGUGAUUUCCAACGGCAACUAACUAGUAUGAAAUGGCGGAAGAGCCCUCACACGGUUCGUAAUCUGGGUUGGCACGAUUUAUUUAUUGCUCUGCUUUGUAGUUACUGUUCAAACUUCUAAUACCUGAUUUUUCUCUCUUUAUCCAUUCAUUCAUCAAAACAAAUAAAUAAACCCAAUAAAAAAAAGUCUUCAGUUGGAAACCCCCAGGAAAAAAACCCAACAGCAUUCAACGCACUGCAAGAAUCUCAAGAAACCUUGUUGCUAAAACAACGCAAAUCGUCUUUAAUUUUUUUUCAGCUCUCUUAUUGGUUUCUCAAUCUUGCCAUGCAGUGCUGUUUUUGAACAAGAAUUUGAAAUCACUGGGAAACAAAAACAAGAAAUUAGGAUAAUCUUGGGUUAGGUGGGUUGGUGAGUAAUUUAAGUAUAUGGUUGUAUCAACCUGUUGCGAUUUUAACAAAGCACGAUCAGACUCAAGAAAUUUGAGGUCUGAGUUUCGGGCCUCCCAAAAGAUUUGGUCAUUGGUUGCUGCCCAAGAAUGAAUGUGGUGGGCAAAGUUGGAAGCUUGAUAACCCAAGGUGUCUAUUCAGUUGCGACCCCUUUUCAUCCAUUUGGUGGGGCGGUUGAUGUCAUUGUUGUUCAGCAGCAAGAUGGCACGUUCCGCUGCACGCCGUGGUAUGUUCGCUUUGGUAAGUUUCAAGGUGUGCUCAAAGGUGCUGAAAAGGUUGUUCGGAUAAACGUCAAUGGGGUUGAAGCACACUUCCACAUGUAUCUUGACAAUUCGGGGGAGGCUUAUUUUGUAAAAGAGGUGGAUGAUGAUGGUGGUGAUAAAGGAAUAAAGUCAAAUGGGACUGCUGAUAACUCUGAGUCUAGUCAAGAAAACGGUGGUGUCGAAAUUGAUAAAAAAAUAAUAGUUAUCUGAGCAUGGAUGAUAGAGUUGGUCACAGAUUUGAUCAUAGCAUAUCUGAUUCAGGGGUGCGGUAUCUUACUGGUGAAGGCCAUUCCUCGGUUUUGUCACAACUUCAAAGGGCAGAAUCUGAUGUCGAUAGGAGGUUUUAUGAGUUCCCAGAUGAUCAAUCAUCUUUUGAAGGUUCACUUGAUGUUUCGGAAUAUGAUUCUACAAGAUAUGAGAAUCUAGAUGCGGAUAAUUUUAUGGACACACAGGGCUCCCAUCCAGAGGUGGUUUUGGUCAGUGUUGAUGGUCAUGUAUUGACGGCCCCUAUCUCAGAAUCGGAGCAGAAUGAGGACAAUGUUCAGUUAAAAAAUCCUCAAUUUCAUCUAGGCCCAGGUGAAGAGACUGACUUCUUUGAGGGCAAUGGGGAACUUAUUUCUGAUGAAAAUGCUUGGACUGCUGAUUAUGCUACUCCACUGGAUGCUCCUAGUAGUUAUGACACUAAGGUAGAUGAUGAUACUUCCGGGCUCUUGUUGGAAGCUCAAAGACAGGAGGAAAUUAAUUGUAGCACUGAGGAAACCUUAGUGAUUGAAAAUCAAGAAAAUCAUCUUUUGCAAACUGAUUCAGAAGAGGCUGUAUCUUGUAUGAAGAGAGAGAGUGUCUUCAAAAGUUGUUUGGAAUUACGUGAGUUUACUCAGCAGGCUGGAAACGAUGAUUUACAAGAUGUGGAUUCUUCAUUGGAGGUUCAAAAUUCAGCAGAGGAAUCUAAUGCACAUAUUUCAAUUACUGAUGAGAAUAAAGACGAAAACAUUCAGGUUGAUAUACAAGAUGUAGGUUCUUCACUGGAGGUUCGAUAUAUUGCAGAGAAAUGCAUUGCAAAUGGUUCAAUUACUGAUGAAAAUAAACAAGGAAACAUCGAACAAUGUAGAAAAAGUGACAAGUUAUCUCCCCUUAGUGCGCCUUCUUCCUUGGAUGACCAUAGUUCUCCAGAAUUAAAAGUAGAACCUCAAGUGGUUGAUAGAGAUGCAUCAGUGAACGUUGACACUGGUUCUGACAGUCAUUCUGGCACUAAAGAUGUUAUUGAAUGUAAUGAUGAACGUGUUGGAGAGUCGGUAACAAAUGAUCAGGUAGAUGAUAGUGAACGAACUCCUGCAAUUGAAGAUGGCAGUAAGAAAACUGAACUCACUGAACCUCAAAUUGUAACUUCCAUUGACGAGGACCAAUGUCAUUCUGCUUUGAGAUUUGAGGCCUCACUUUGUGGUCACGAACUUAAGGUGGGUAUGGGUUUGGUUGCUGCUGCUGAGGUUUUUGAAGCACAUCGGAUAUCUGCAGAGGAAUUUAGAAGUUCAGCAUCAUCCAUAAUUAAGAAUGAAAAUCUGGUUUUGAAGUUCAGAGACACGUAUCUGCGGUGGGAAAAGGCUGCUCCUCUUGUCCUUGGAAAGACUGUAUUUGGUUUAGACUUACCUGUUGAUCCCAGAGAUACAAUUCCAGUGGGACAGGAUGAUGCAGUAAAGGCUACAAAUGAAGGUUCUGGGCCAGCUUCAUCUGGACGCAGAUGGAGACUUUGGCCUAUUCCUUUUAGAAGAGUCAAGACAAUUGAGCACACUGAUAGUGAAUCAAAUGAGGAUGUAUUUGUAGAUUCCGAGUCUGAUUGGCAAACUUCUACUGUUGAACCUUCUCCAACAUCUGCUAGGCACGAGUCUCCUCGCAAGCAAUUCGUGAGGACAAAUGUUCCAUCGAAUGAGAUGAUAGCGUCCUUAAAUCUCAAGGAUGGUCAAAAUUUGGUAACCUUCAGUUUCUCUUCCAGGGUUCUUGGAAAACAGCAGGUUGAUGCUCAUAUUUACUUAUGGAAGUGGAAUGCACGAAUUGUAAUUUCAGAUGUAGAUGGAACUAUUACCAAAUCUGACGUUUUAGGGCAGGUCAUGCCUUUAGUUGGCAGAGAUUGGACACAGUCUGGAGUUGCAAGGCUUUUCUCAGCUAUUAAAGAAAAUGGAUACCAGCUACUGUUUUUGAGUGCCCGUGCUAUUGUCCAAGCUUAUCUUACCAGGAGCUUUUUGGUUAACCUGAAACAGGAUGGCAAGACCUUACCCAAUGGACCUGUUGUUAUUUCUCCAGACGGACUAUUUCCCUCUCUUUACCGAGAAGUAAUAAGAAGGGCACCUCAUGAGUUCAAGAUUGCUUGUCUAGAGGAUAUCAAAAGACUUUUCCCUUCUGAUUAUAACCCAUUCUAUGCCGGGUUUGGCAAUAGAGACACUGAUGAACUUAGUUACAGGAAGAUUGGAAUCCCGAAGGGCAAGAUAUUUAUCAUCAAUCCCAAGGGUGAAGUCGCAACAAGUCACCGUAUUGAUUCAAAAUCCUACACAUCAUUACACACACUCGUCAAUGACAUGUUCCCUCCCACUUCCUUGGUUGAGCAGGAGGAUUUCAACUCAUGGAAUUAUUGGAGAAUGCCUUUUCCAGAAGUGGAUUAGUUCAAUGCUUAAGGUAUUUUGUUCCCUUUUUUGACAAGGAUCCGUUGGUAUGGGACCAUCCAAGAUGUUGAUCGAUAAUGCAACAUGUCCUUUCUACUUGGCACAAAACUGUGACAUGAUUGGAAAGUGUCCUACUACACGGGAAUUCGAUGAUUGCAUACAAGUGAUCUCGCAGAACGUUAUUCAACACGCCUUUGUUUUUCUUCUUUUUGAUCUUCAUUGAAUCUUGAUUAAUCAUUACCCAUUAAUCAAUCAUCCACAUUGUAUAACAUUUGGUUUACAUGUAUUAUACUCAUUUUUUCCCGACCAAUAUAUUGUCCAGGCCAACAUCUGUACAACAUAUUCACUGUCAUAAAAAAACAUGUUAUCCCAAAUAAUUGGGUUAUCCUUUUCUUUCCA
Molecule: messenger RNA, 3765 nt
Organism: Vigna unguiculata (cowpea)
Lineage: Eukaryota; Viridiplantae; Streptophyta; Magnoliopsida; Fabales; Fabaceae
Product: phosphatidate phosphatase PAH1-like
Biological process (GO): lipid metabolic process
Molecular function (GO): phosphatidate phosphatase activity
Source: RefSeq, a predicted model, not a curated record